AUGCCCGCGAAAAAGCGCACCACAUCGAGCCCCUCCGGAAGUACUGCCAACAAACGAGGCAGGCUCGAUCUAUCGGAUCCCCAUCCUAAUGCCCAACAAGCCGAAGAGUUUGGCAUUGUUCUGCGGGAGUUCUACCCUCCGGAAAUGAGCAACGAGCGUUGUGCAGCCUACAACAAUGGCACCCUGGAGCGCCCGAUUGAGACUUUGCAGAAAGCGUAUGAAGAAACGGCAGACACAAGGCAGUCAAUACAACUGAAAAAUGCUGUAGUGCAUUGGUUCAAGACAGACCUGCGACUUCACGAUAAUCGGGCUUUGUAUAUGGCGUAUGAGACAGCGCGGGAUAACAAGAUCCCGCUCAUCUGCUUGUAUAUACUCUCACCGGAGGAUUUGACGGCUCAUCUUACCAGUCCCGCCCGUGUCGACUUGACUCUCCGGACAUUGGCGCAGUUGAAGCGGGACCUAGGGGAACUCGAUAUUCCUUUGUAUAUGGAGACGCAGGACAAGCGUAAAGAUAUUCCCAGUCGUAUUCUUGAUCUAUGCCAGCGCUGGGGAGUGAACAACUUGUUUACCAACAUAGAGUACGAAGUUGAUGAACUACGGCGAGAUGCAAAGCUGGUGCGACUCUGUGCGGACAAUGGUAUCAAGUUCGAAUCGGCCCACGACACUUGUGUUGUCACCCCAGGUGCCCUUCACAGCCAACAGGGCACACAGUACGCUGUAUAUACUCCGUGGUAUCGCACAUGGGUUGCUUUUUUGCAAGAGAAUCCAGAAUACCUCGAGGUUGUGGAGGAGCCGGGUUCCAAUCCCGACGACGCCCGAAGGCACUUUGGAGAUUUAUUCGGCAGUCAGGUACCUGCGGCACCGAGCAAUAAACGUUUGUCUGAUGAAGAGAAGGCGCAUCUGGAACAACUAUACCCGGCGGGCGAGCACGAAGCUCUCCGCCGGCUCGAGGAGUUUCUGGAGGAGAAGGGAAAGUCGUACGACGACAUGCGGAACAUACCAGCCGCAAAGAGCACCUCCAUUCUCAGUCCAUACUUUGCAUCUGGCUCGCUGAGUGCCAGAACGGCAGUGUCUAUGGCAAAGAAGGCCAACCGAAAUCGACUGAAUUCCAACGAGUCUGGGUAUGCUUCGUGGAUUAGCGAGGUUGCAUGGCGGGACUUUUAUCGGCACGUACUUGUCCAGUGGCCUUUCAUAUGCAUGAACAAAUGCUUCAAACCCGAAUUCACCAACCUCGAGUGGGAGUAUGACAGAGACCAGUUCAACGCCUGGUGUGAGGGCAAGAUAGGAUACCCUAUUGUCGAUGCUGCGAUGCGACAGUUGAAACAGGAUGCUUGGAUGCACAAUCGCACACGCAUGGUCGUAUCUUCCUUCUUAUCGAAAGACCUCUUAAUCGAUUGGCGCCGCGGAGAGCGAUAUUUUAUGGAACAUUUGAUCGAUGGGGACUUCGCAUCAAACCACGGAGGAUGGGGUUUUGGGUCUAGCACAGGCGUCGAUCCUCAACCGUAUUUCCGUAUCUUCAACCCUUCCCGCCAGAGUGAAAGGUUCGACGCGGACGGCGAGUAUAUCCGGCACUGGGUACCGGAACUGCGUGAUAUCAAGGGAUCAGCAAUUCAUGAACCGUACGAACGAGGCGCAGGGGCUGUUGCAGAGAAAAAUGGAUAUCCCAAGCCGAUUGUGAAGCAUUCGGAGAGCCGAGAUCGAGCGUUGGAUCGGUACAAGAGAGCGUCACAGAGCAAGUGA
This is a messenger RNA of Aspergillus glaucus CBS 516.65, 1740 nucleotides long. Its product is annotated as deoxyribodipyrimidine photo-lyase PHR1. Gene Ontology annotation, molecular function: DNA binding; FAD binding. Gene Ontology annotation, biological process: circadian regulation of gene expression; entrainment of circadian clock by photoperiod. NCBI's taxonomy places the organism in Eukaryota, Fungi, Ascomycota, Eurotiomycetes, Eurotiales, Aspergillaceae. Gene Ontology annotation, cellular component: cytoplasm; nucleus. The transcript has 2 exons. The record is from RefSeq and is a predicted model, not a curated record. Bases 1 to 1740 code for a protein of 579 amino acids.